AUGGCAGAGAUGAAGGAAUUAAAGACAGAACUGGACAAAUUAAGACAAGAAGUCCAACGAAUAGACAGUGAGACUGCGCGCGCUGACAGAUUGGAGAAAGAAUUGUUGAGAACCAAACAGGAAUUUGAAUCAUAUACCAGCUCUCCGAAAACUGUCUACAUUAACAAAAACAGAAAAUUGGAUAAAUUCUCAGGGAGACCUGUAAAAGAGACAGAUCCAACAGCAGAAGAGUGGAUAGAGGAUGCGAUACACCAUUUAAAAACCAUCACCGGAAGUGACGCUCAAGUAGAGUUUUUAUAUGCGCACUUACAGGGACAAGCAAAAGACGAAAUUCGUUUAAGGUCAGAAACUGAAAAAUCCUCCGCAACAAAAAUUUUGGAAAUAUUAAGAACAACAUUUCAAGAAGCCGAAACUGUUGGACAGUUACAACAGAGGUUUUAUCAAAGAAAUCAAAACAAAGGAGAGACUUUACAAGAAUAUUCUUUGGUGUUAUUGAAAUUGAUGGACAGAAUUGUGAAGAAGGAUAGAGUCAUAGUCGGUGAUAGAGACUUGAUGUUAAAAGAAAGAUUCACAGAUGGUGUGGUUGACAUUCAGCUGCGGCGGGAGAUGCGCAGAUACAUGUUUGAACAUAAGGAUGUAUCCUUUACUGAUUUCAGGCAGUUAGUAAUUCGCUGGACGGAGGACGAGACAAUACCAUCUCGACAUAAAAGCGUGUCUGUCUCGGAACAGGAAGUGUGUGUCACUAAUGAUGAACUCAAAGCUAAAGAGUCCUCUGCUACAUCAGCAGUAACUGCCAUGUUGCAAAGUCAACAAGAAAUGCUAGCGAAACAACAGCAGCAAUUGGACGCACUUACAAAGCUAGUAGGGGGCGGAACAAGUAGCUUUGUUAAAGGAACUGGUCGAGGCCGAGGUAGAGGAGCAAUAAAGUGCUAUAACUGUGGAGGUCGUGGACAUGUUAGCAGGGAAUGUCCUACAGAACGAAAACCUGGACAACAACAGAAACAGUAUGGUAGUAAUGGUGGACACCAAUAUAACAGAAAGCAAGAAACAGGAAAGCGGGAUUUAAACGCCCAGAACCCACUGUAGGGAGUCAGACAGUGGGGAAUAGUUCUCUUGGCUCCAAAAUAAAACAGACGGUGUUAAAGAAUGCUAUCGGUGAAUGUCCGGAGAUAGACGUUU
Pecten maximus is the source of this 1179-nucleotide messenger RNA. RefSeq lists its product as uncharacterized. NCBI's taxonomy places the organism in Eukaryota, Metazoa, Mollusca, Bivalvia, Pectinida, Pectinidae. The record is from RefSeq and is a predicted model, not a curated record. Gene Ontology annotation, molecular function: nucleic acid binding; zinc ion binding. Bases 1 to 1086 code for a protein of 361 amino acids. The transcript has a single exon.